Messenger RNA from Psylliodes chrysocephalus, 980 nucleotides. The record is from the annotation of a GenBank genome assembly. Lineage: Eukaryota; Metazoa; Arthropoda; Insecta; Coleoptera; Chrysomelidae.
AAAUUAUCAGUGUGUCAAUUAACUGUCAUUUGUCAGUUUUGUUUCCUUUUCCGCCGACGUGUGACAGCGACAGGUAAAAAUGCCAUCGGUAACACUAAAAGACGUGGACCAACACAAAUUUGUCAAGGCUUUUGCCUCCUUCCUCAAAAAAUCUGGUAAACUCCGUGUACCAGAAUGGGUAGAUAUUGUAAAAACCUCCCGUGCUAAGGAAUUAGCACCUUACGAUCCUGAUUGGUACUACAUUAGGUGCUCUGCUAUUGUCAGGCACAUCUACAUCCGCUCUCCCGUAGGAGUAGGUUCAAUAACCAAAAUUUUUGGCUCCCGUAAAAGGAAUGGUACCAAACCUUCUCACUUCUGCAGGGCUGCAGGUAGCAUUGGUCGCAAAGCCCUCCAGAGCUUAGAAGGAGUUAAAUUGAUUGAAAAAUCUGCUGAUGGUGGUAGGAAACUCACCCAACAAGGCAGGCGAGAUUUGGACAGAAUUGCAGCGCAAGUUAAAGCUAAGGAACGUAAAGCUCUUAAGGCUACUGUCCUUGCUUUGAUCGUAAACGUUUAGAACAAUGGCAGCUUGUGAUUCCUAGGGCUGAUAAAGUACUGUCUAGUUAUGAUUCUGUUUGCGAGCUACACUUUUUAGAAGAUGACAUUUUAAAAUUUGAUGAGACUAUUUUAACUAAUGGUACUGUUAGCAAAAUAAAAAGGGGACAGCUGAAAUUAAAGGAUGAAGUAAUACCAUGUACAUUCCCAAAUCUCCCUUUAUACUUGUAUUACAACAAUAAAAAAUCUGUUAACUCUGUUUUAUUUUACUCUUAAAAAUAUAUUGGUUCAAUUCAAAAAAAAAUUGCCACAAAAUUGUACUUAUCAAAUUUCAGCAAUUAAGAAACCUUUUCGAAUUUGGUCAUACAUACCAAAAUUAUAUUUUAUAUAGAUAAAAUUAAAUAAUUUAUCAAUUAAAACAUGCAAGACUUAUUUAGAAAUAAAUACAA